CAGAGCCAGAAGAGUUUGAUCAUCGACCAUGGGCAUGGCUAUGGCCAUGGGAGCAAGGUCAACGAUGAAGAAGAGCUUAUUGCUAAUAUUGUUUGUGUGCCCGCUGACCAUCACUGUGACUGAUUGCGCCAAGGACAUCCCUGCCUCUGUUCCCCAGGAUCCUCCAGGAAACAAAAUCUGCGAGACCGUCAACAGAACAUGGCCCUGGUUGAAGUUUUGCGGCAGGCACGGCACCUGCAAUAAGCCAUGCCGGGCAGAAGGGUUCGAGGAAGGCUACUGCGGCAUGUUCCCCUACAUAUCGACCUGUUGUUGCACCAAGCACUGUCUCAGGGCCGCCCCUGGGCAGUCCGUGCAACCCAUGCACAAAGGGGGCAAACAAAUUCAUGCCAUUUUUACAGAAUGCUGACUAAUUGAUAGGUUUGUACUUGGCAUCAAACACAAUAAACUACGCUAUAAGGGCGAGUAACCGUGCGGUACACGUGUCCUUGUUACUGUGUUGAAGCGAGUGAAAUAAAAAAGGGAAAAAACUUCGCACC
This is a messenger RNA of Triticum aestivum (bread wheat), 536 nucleotides long. RefSeq lists its product as uncharacterized. The record is from RefSeq and is a predicted model, not a curated record. Lineage: Eukaryota; Viridiplantae; Streptophyta; Magnoliopsida; Poales; Poaceae. The transcript is spliced from 2 exons. Bases 29 to 406 code for a protein of 125 amino acids.